Messenger RNA from Zingiber officinale, 915 nucleotides. Its product is annotated as zinc finger MYM-type protein 1-like. The transcript has a single exon. Lineage: Eukaryota; Viridiplantae; Streptophyta; Magnoliopsida; Zingiberales; Zingiberaceae. The coding region runs from base 1 to 915 and encodes 304 amino acids. The record is from RefSeq and is a predicted model, not a curated record.
AUGGCUCGUUCUGCACUUGUUUCUGAAGGGUUUAACAGUUGGAAGAGAGUUAAUGAUGGAGAAAAAUGUGCAUUUCUUAUUCAUGUUGGUUCAUUGUCUUCAUCACAUAAUAGAUGUGUGAAAUGUGUUCAGGAUUUGAUGAAACCAAAGCAAAAUAUUGACAAAGUGUUGAAUGCUCAAUCUACGGAAGAAAUUAUAAAGAAUAGGUUGCGCUUAAAGGCAACAAUUAAAGGUUUAUUAUGGCUUGCAACUCAAGGAUGUUCUUUUAGAGGUCAUGAUGAAUCAGAGAAUUCCUUAAAUCGUGGAAAUUUUAUUGAAUUGUUGAAAUUUCAAGCACAUUUAAAUGAUGAAAUUGCAAAAGUUGUGUUACAUAAUGCCCCGCAAAAUGCUAAAUACACUUCUCCUCAAAUUCAAAAGGAAAUAUUGCAUAUUCUUGCUAAUAAAGUGAGAACAAUGAUUCGAGAUGAAUUGGGAGAUGCCAAGUUUUGUAUUCUUGUUGAUGAAGCUCAAGAUGAAUCUAAAAAAGAGCAAAUGUCCCUUAUUUUCAGAUUUGUUAAUAAUUCUGGAUUUUUGGUGGAACGUUUCUUUGAGAUUUUGAGUGUUGAGGGCACAACAUCAGCAAACCUUAAGAAAUCAAUUUCUGAUAUCUUUGUUCAACACAAUAUUCAAAUCCACAACAUGAGAGGACAAGGGUAUGAUCGUGCAAGUAAUAUGCGUGGUGAAUGGAAUGGACUUCAAGCAUUAUUUCUUAGAGACUAUCCAUAUGCAUAUUAUGUACAUUGUUUUGCUCAUCGUUUACAGUUAACAUUGGUUGCAGCUGCUAAGGAUGUGCCUUCUAUUUGGCAAUUCUUUUCUUAUUUGACUUCCAUUGUAAACUUCGUCACCUCGUCUCCUAAACGUCUUAGUGAUUUAUAA